Phragmites australis (common reed) is the source of this 1895-nucleotide messenger RNA. Its product is annotated as E2F transcription factor-like E2FE. Gene Ontology annotation, cellular component: RNA polymerase II transcription regulator complex. The record is from RefSeq and is a predicted model, not a curated record. Lineage: Eukaryota; Viridiplantae; Streptophyta; Magnoliopsida; Poales; Poaceae. The transcript has 10 exons. Gene Ontology annotation, biological process: regulation of transcription by RNA polymerase II. Gene Ontology annotation, molecular function: RNA polymerase II cis-regulatory region sequence-specific DNA binding; DNA-binding transcription factor activity, RNA polymerase II-specific. The annotation marks the transcript as partial.
AAAGCGCUCGAAUCCGCCACCGCCGCGCCAGAUCGAGCCCUCCAGAUUCGAUUCCACGGCCGGCGCGGCGCCUCCUCCCGCACCCGCACAGAUCUGUCCAUCUAUAAUACCAUCGCUACAAGAACUCGCUCCCCUCCGAAACCCGCACCACGCGAACACAAAUCCUGCCGGAUCCUCGCGGGCAUCCCACGCGAAUCGGAGACGGCGGUGGCUGCGUCCUCCUCUUCCGUUGCCAAGGUAGCCGCGGCCGCGGCGGCAGCAGCGGCGAUGGAGUCUGCUUUGCCGCACCAGCACCAGAAGAAGGCGCGGCAGCUGCCAAUGCUCGCCGGGGGCGGGGGUGCCAAGUGCAGCCACCACGCGUACAGCCGCAAACAGAAGUCGCUCGGCCUCCUCUGCUCCAACUUCGUGGUUUUGUACAACCGCGAGGAUGUGGAGUCUAUCGGGCUGGACGAAGCGGCCAAAAGCCUCGGUGUAGAGAGGCGCCGGAUCUACGACAUUGUCAACGUGCUCGAGAGCGUUGGGAUUCUUGUGAGGAAGGCCAAGAAUCGCUACACCUGGUUAGGCUUCGACGGAGUCCCGAUGGCUUUGCGAGAACUCAAGGAGAGGGCGUUAAGAGAGAAGUCCGGGUCUGCUCCUCUGCAAAUGGAGCAGCAAUCUGUUGCCAUUAUGUCGGAUGACGAAGAUGAUGAUAAGUUCGGCGAUCCCGAUGGUGAUAUAGAGAGCGAGAAACUUAGUCAGACUGUGGAUAAUCCUUCUGACAAACCUGGUGCACCCCGUUGUAGGCUUAGAUCUGAUCAUAGGAAGGAGAAAUCACUUGGGUUGCUCACACAGAAUUUCGUGAAGCUCUUCCUCACCAUGGAGGUUGACACAAUAUCACUUGAUGAAGCUGCAAAGCUGCUCCUUGGAGAAGGCCACGAGGAGUCCAAUAUGAGAACUAAAGUUCGGAGAUUAUAUGACAUUGCUAAUGUGCUGUCUUCCUUGAAUCUAAUUGAGAAGAUACAUCAAGCGGACACAAGAAAGCCUGCUUUCCGUUGGUUGGGCAAGGCAGGGAAACCAAAAGCAGAAAACGGUGUCACAGUUGCUGUACAUCCACCAGGGAAGGCUGUAUCGAACAAAAGAAUAUUUGGGACUGAACUCACUAACAUUGGCAUGCAUAGAAGCAACCUGGAUUCAACAAUCCAGAAGAAAGCAAAACUGGCACAGAGUGGUGGUGACGUCUUGAAAAACUGUAAAUUAGCUGUGGAGAGUCGGCUUGGGCAGGGUAACAAGAGUGGCUUUGUUUAUGGACCUUUCCACCCUGCUGGUGCAAGGAAACAGGAGCCAGAUGGUGGUAAUAAAUCAGUGCAAAGGGAGAGGGCUGAGGACUGGGAGAACCUUUCUGCUUCAUUUCGACCACAGUACCAGAACCAAGCCCUCGGUGAUCUUUUCGCUCAUUACGUGGAAGCAUGGAAGUCGUGGUAUUCUGAAUUUGCGCAAGGCAGCAAUAUUAUGCAGCAACGCUUCGACCAGUCUGCUAUUAACCAAUUUUUGUAGGCAAAUCAUAAGCUCAAGCACUGCAGUUCUAGUGCGCGCUUAGGUAUUUGACUGUACAAUUUGUCAAAAGGGGGAGAAAACAAAGACGUGACUUGGCCUAGGGUUCAUUGUAUUUACUCAAUACAGGAUGUCUUUAGGCUGUACCAGUCCAGAAAAUAGAGUGAAGCACGUCUCAUUAUUAACUCACCUCUGUGGGUUCUCUAUUGUUCAUUCUUGUUAAUGUGCUUACCUCUCCUUCGCCAAAUAAAAAAAUGUGCUUACCUCUGUGGGUUUUAGAAUUUGCUGUCACUAGUCAUGCUGCUGAAACUUGAAAUAUAGUAUCUCUUUGUACUUCUUUUGGGACAGAAAUUAACUGUACUCGU